This is a messenger RNA of Suillus subalutaceus, 1051 nucleotides long. Its product is annotated as Isochorismatase hydrolase. NCBI's taxonomy places the organism in Eukaryota, Fungi, Basidiomycota, Agaricomycetes, Boletales, Suillaceae. The coding region runs from base 125 to 748 and encodes 207 amino acids. The transcript has a single exon. The record is from RefSeq and is a predicted model, not a curated record.
GCGAAUUCAUCCCAGCCCUGUCGCCUCAAGGCCUAAGGCUUUCACCCGGCUUGCGGUCGGUGUAUAUAUAAAGGAUCGGAUUGCCUUGGGAUUGUCCGUGGCUUUCUCGUUCUCAUUACAUGUCAUGACCCGUCACCCCAUUGACAGUCAUCACAGCCCGCAUCCGAGUCCUCAAAGCCCUCCAGCCCUUACUUGCCGUGUCCUCUUACUCCUGGACCUGCAAGUUUGUAUGCUCAGCAGCCCAACUAAAGGCGGCGUCCCCUCUUCUGAGACUGUUUAUCGGAACAUUGAACACAUUCUUGACCGUGCUCGCGCUGCAAAGCUUCCACCUCGCAUCAUUCAUAUCCGCAACUCCGGAGAGUCAGGUGAUCCAGACGCACCGAACUCCCCCGGCUGGCAGCUCGUUUUUCCACCACUUGAGCACGAGUUCGUUGUCGACAAGUUGAAAAACAACGCAUUUGCUGGAACAAAACUCCCAGAACUUAUUCCACGCGACGCUGAACUCAUAGUUGUCGGCAUGCAAAGCGAUUACUGUGUCCGUGCUACUUGUAGCGCAGCCUUGGCUAGAGGAAACACUGUCAUAUUGAUCAAUGAAGCACACGCAACCUACGAUCGCAUUGAAGUGUGGAAUGGAGGCAUGGUUACAAUCGCCCAUGAUGUGGAGUUGGAAAUAGAGGCGGAGUUGGAGGAAGCUGGGGUCAACCUGCUGUGUAUGUCGGAUGUGCCGCACUUGUUCAGCGACCGGUGACGCGCAUUUGCGAGGGUGAUCGCUGAGAACUUCCUUCCAAUUCGUUCCUUUCUGGCCAUCAUGGUAUUUGUGAUGUGAGUUUUUCUCUGGUCCACGCCUCGUUGUACUUAAACGAGGAGAACUGAUUACUCACAAUAACUUGAAGCUUUACUCCGUUGGAUAUUGGUUCCUGUUUUGGCUGAUACGAUGGUUUGGAUGGUGACCCUGUAGUGGGCAUGUUAGUCAUAUAUUUGGUACCGAUAUUACCUUGUUACUUAGAAAAGUUUAUGAUAACUAGAUGUCACGUGAGUAUCGGAUAACCAC